Molecule: messenger RNA, 5031 nt
Organism: Girardinichthys multiradiatus
Lineage: Eukaryota; Metazoa; Chordata; Actinopteri; Cyprinodontiformes; Goodeidae
Product: semaphorin-3D
Exons: 18
Coding region: 485-2965 (826 amino acids)
Biological process (GO): neural crest cell migration; axon guidance; semaphorin-plexin signaling pathway
Molecular function (GO): chemorepellent activity; semaphorin receptor binding
Source: RefSeq, a predicted model, not a curated record
UAAACAUAUGAGAUCAGAAGAAUGAGUAGAAAGGAACUGAUCAGCAUGCUGACCCAAACCGAACCAGAGGACUCAAACCAAACCAAAAAUAACCAGAUCAAGAAAAACAAACUAAAAGUAACGGGAACUGAUCUGAACAGAACUAAGUUAAACAGAAAUGAUCUGAUCUGAACUAAACUCUGGGACAGAGUCGCUGCCACUGCAGCUAACCAUCAACAGGUCUCAGGGCAGAAUUACCGAGCGGUCCUUGAACGCAGCAUUCAGAGGCGGCUUGAAGCCGCAGCUGAACGCAGGUCUCAGUGAGUUUCUAACUCCACCAGUCUUCAGGUGGACCAUCUCCCAGCUGCGCGGUGACUCCUGGAUCCGGACCGGGAUCUUUCCUCCUUUUACCUGAGCUGAAAUAAAGACCUGAGAGUCCAGAGAAGAUCAAGAACAUCUCGCCAGAAGAACCCUCUGCCCGCCCACUGCAUGGUUGACCUCCUGGAUGGUUCUUCCUCCCGUUAGUCACUCCACAUCACUGAAGAUCACUCAGAAGAUGCUGGCUUUGGCUGCAGGCCCGCAGGCAGCAGGGCAUCUCAGAGCCAGAAGAUCUCCAUCUCCUUUGAUACCAACAAUGUUUCUACUCUUGAUGCUGUGUCUGCAACCUUCAGAGUCCAGAACUGAUCCAGAAACCAGACCCUGGAGUCAGACUGGGCCACGGCUGCAGCUCUCACACUCAGAUCUAAGGAACGGCUCAAUGGUCUACUGGGAAGGUGGGGUCAGUGGAGGCUAUCAGGUCCUGCUGUUAGAUGAAGAUCGAGGCUGGCUUCUGGUUGGAGGGAAAGACCACAUUUACCUGCUGAGCCCCGACAAUCUGGACCGCCCUACGCAGAAGAUCCACUGGCCCGCAGCUCGAGAACACGUGGAGCACUGCAGGCUGGCAGGCAAAAGUCUGGAGAGAGAUUGUGCCAACUUUGUGCGUGUGCUGCAGCCUUUCAACAAGACUCAUGUUUACAUUUGUGGUACCGGUGCUUUCCAUCCACAGUGUACAUACCUGCAGCUCGGCCACAACCCUGAGGAGCCGUUGUUCAAGUUGUCCCACACAGUCGAGUCAGGACAAGGAAAAUGUCCCUUCAGUCCCAGGGAGACCUUCACUGCCAGACUGACCGAUGGUGAUCUUUAUGCUGGCACUUCGGUCGACUUCAUGGGAGCCAACGCAGCCAUAUUCCGCACAUCAGUUCAGGGCAGCAGUCAGCAUUACAUCCGCACUGAGGCCUACGAUCACAACUGGCUUAAUGAGCCGGACUUUGUGGGCUCCUUCUCCAUUCCUGACACCCACAGUCCAGACGAUGAUAAAGUUUACUUUUUCUUCAAGGAGAAGGCCGUGGAGGCCGGCCAGUGGGACAAGAGGGUCUACAGCCGAGUGGCUCGAGUCUGCAAGAAUGAUGUUGGUGGGAAGAGGAGCCUGAUCAACCGCUGGACCACCUUCCUCAAAGCCAGAUUAGUUUGUUCUGUUCCCGGUCCAGCUGGAGUCGAUACUCACUUUGAUGAGCUGGAGGAUAUCUUUGUUCUGGAAACCAAGGAUCCUCAGAACCCGACCAUCUACGGCGUCUUCAGGACCUCCAGUUCCAUAUUCCAAGGCUCAGCUGUGUGUGUCUACUCCAUGGCGUCCAUCCGUGCUGCCUUCAAUGGACCAUUUGCCCACAAAGAAGGUCCUGACUACCGCUGGGUUGAGUACAAGGGCCGCAUCCCCUACCCGAGACCUGGAACUUGUCCGAGUGAGACGUACGACGCUCUGCACAAGUCCACCAAGGACUUCCCAGACGAGGUGGUGAGCUUCAUGCGGCAGCAUCAGCUGAUGUGGGAACCCAUCCUGCCUUUGGGUGGCCGACCCGUCCUGACCCGGGUCAACUCCCCCUACCUGCUGAAGAAGGUUGUUGUGGACCGAGUGGAGGCUCAGGAUGGACCGUAUGAUGUCUUACACCUGGGAACAGAUGAUGGGAAGGUGGUGAAGGCUGUGUCUGUCAUCAAAGACAACUGGGAAACAGAGGAGGUCAUUCUGGAGGAACUUACUGUGUUCCAGACUCCCACUCCCAUCCUGAGCAUGGAGCUGUCGACUAAAAGAGAGCAGCUGUACGUGUGCAGCGAGCUCGGCCUGGUCCAGCUGGGGCUGCAGAGGUGUGAGUUCUACGGGACCGACUGCGCUGAGUGCUGCCUGGCCAGAGACCCAUACUGCUCCUGGGACGGACAGACCUGCUCCAGAUACUUCCCCACCAGCAGGAGGCGAGCUCGCAGACAGGAUGUGAAGCAUGGAGACCCCUGGAGUCAGUGUCCAGUCACAGAGGAAGAUCCAGACUCUGUGGAGGUGAAGGUGGUGUAUGGUGUUGAAGGAAACUCCACGUUCCUGGAGUGCGUUCCUCGGUCGCUGCAGGCUGAGCUCAGCUGGACGGUGCAGCUGUCAGAGAGUCAGCAGAAAACUGUCAGACAGCUCCCUCUCAAUGAUGAGGUCCGCUUCCUCCGCAUGAAGAGAGGGUUGCUGGUUCAACACCUGGAGGUGGCUGACUCAGGCCUCUACACCUGCAGCAGUCAGGAGCACUCCUACAGCCAGGUCCUGGGCCGGUACCGAGUUCAUAUCAUCCCCAACCACAGCCUGCAUGUGGCCCGCUACCUGCUGAACCUCAGUCCCAACGACCCGGACCUCCUGAGCCUGGUGAGGACCGGUCCAACUGGAGGAGUCGCUGCUGGGUUUCUUGGUCAGUCUGAGGACACCUCUCUGCUGGGACACAGGAACUCAUGGCUGCCUCCUCUGAGGAGCUACAAAGACCUGGAGAUGGUGGGAACCAACAGUCUGAGCGUGGACGAGUACUGCGAGCACCUGUGGUACCGGGAGAAACGCAGGCAGCAGAAACUUCGCACUCUGAAGCUGAGACAGGAGAGCCGGAAAGCUCGGGUCAGGAGGAACAACCCCCCUGAGAUCCCCCUUUAGUCCUCCGAAGGACUCAGGGACUUUUUAAGGACAACAGAACCUGCAUAUCCAGGUGGGACAGACGGGUCGCAUGGAGACAGGAAGUACUGUAACAUCAGCUGCUUCACAGUAUUAUUCAGCCUUAAAAUAUUAAAAAGGGAAGUGAUGCAUCAGAUCAUAACUAUCUUAAAGCUUUUCUUCAGCCAUUCUUUCAAACCCUUAAACUAAUCUGGGCUCAUUUAUAGAACCAAAUUGUAGAUCUUUGUCUCUUGGACCACACCGGUUCUGUUUUCAUAAAGGCCAGAAAUAUCUCCUCACUCAUGCCUCACAUAUUGUUUCCAUCACUGCUGCUGAUAUCUGUGGGAAACAGUCUGAAGAAAACUAGACAGUUUCAUAAAAAUCCCAAUGAAACUUUUAUUCUGAAAGUCCAACUAAAACUGCUUCCUGUUUGCUAAUUAGGUUCCAAUCAGAGAUAACAUGAUUUCUGAACAUUUAUUGAGGGCAGCCAUUUUUAAUUACUAUGAGGUGAAGAAGCUGCUGAGUGAAAUAAGAUCCAGAGAACAGAGACAAAAUCCUGAGUCACUGGUUGCUAUGGUCCAUAGUGGGAGGGGCAGCCCGCAGCAUCACUGUUUUGACCAAACAAGCAGACAGAAACAAAAGCAAAGAUUUAAUCCUGAACCAAACAGUCUCUGAACAACACAUCUGAGUCACAUUGAAAUAAUUCCUGAACCCUGAGCAGCAGAACUUUCUGAUGGACCCAAUGGUUCUGUUUUGUGUCCACAGAAAACCAUCAAUCUGAUAACAGUGGGGGCAGCACCGAAUGAAAGUGUACAAAAAUACAUACAUAUGGUUAAAACUAUGGACACAAAAGUCAUUUAAAUCAAAACGUUUCUGAAUAUUUUCUAGAGUUUGAAUCUAGAUUGGAUGACAUCAUCAUAAGAUUCUUUGGUAAAACCUCCAAAAAUCAUCCAAUUUAAACUGGGAUUGUGUUAAAAACCAUCAAACACAUCAUGAACCCAAUCCCCAGAUUUUCUCUGAAGCAUUUCUGUUUCAGCAUUGAUAGAUUUUCACUAAUGUUUAACAUUUAUUAACAACUGAGCGGCUAGAAAACCAAACCUGAGAUGUGAGUUUGAAUCCCUGAAAUCCAGCUUCUUCAUUUGGGUUUUUAGAAGGAAAAACUUUAAUUUACUGAUAAACAUGUUUCUGUUUGUGCUUUAAAGUGACAGAACCUUAAUCCCAAACGACCUGGAUGUUGUAGAACCUGAUAAGCAGUUCUGUUUGUGCUGAAUGGAAAAACUGCACCUCAGAGAUAAAACUGUUGGGAUUAAAAGUCUUCAAACCUUUUAGCUGUUAGAAAACGAGCCACUUUAAAGCCGGCAGGGAGUUUUAUUUGUUCAUUUCAAACAGUAAAACUGCUGAAGGUUCCUGCAGGAAAAAGCUGCCGAGAAGAAUGAGACUCGGUCCAGAUCCAUGAUAAAUGUCUGUUAAAGAUUCACUCAGAAACUUUUCCUCCUUUAGAAACUGAAAGAUUUCCUCCAUUUCCAUCAGAAUUAGGACCAAACUGUGUUGGACUUUCUCAUUAAUAAGCUGUUGGAUUUUAUGCAACAUUUAGUAUGAAGCUAAGGAUCAGGGGCUUUUCUCAUGAACGUCUUUUAAAUGAUGAACUCAAACCUUUUCUUCAUUAACAAACUUUGUUCAGUUUAACACAGAAACAUUUUAUAACCACAACUUUAACUGCAGCAACUAGAACCUGCUUUAAAAGCUUCAUAUUGAGCUAAAAUCUGUUUUCUCCAUGAACUUCUGUUUGUUCUGAGCUCCUUCACGCUGUGGAGGAAAUAAAAGCCUCAGUGAACAUGCACACAUGUGAUGGAUCUGGCCUUUUUAUGCAGAGCUCCUUCAGAUCCAUGAUCAUGGAAAAAUACUCUGUUGUUGAUGGUUUUCUUCCUUCCAGAAGAUUUUAGUUGAUUUUCUGUUUCUGUCACAGCUGUGAUGUUUUCAGAUGUAAAACAAAGUAAAGAUGUUUUGUAUGUGAAUAAACCACAAAUAAUAUCUGACAUUUAGAGUCAAAUAAACUCAAAUAUAUAUUA